Messenger RNA from Postia placenta MAD-698-R-SB12, 2416 nucleotides. RefSeq lists its product as hypothetical. The coding region runs from base 449 to 2416 and encodes 655 amino acids. NCBI's taxonomy places the organism in Eukaryota, Fungi, Basidiomycota, Agaricomycetes, Polyporales, Adustoporiaceae. Gene Ontology annotation, cellular component: cytoplasm. The record is from RefSeq and is a predicted model, not a curated record. The transcript is spliced from 4 exons. Gene Ontology annotation, biological process: peptidyl-proline hydroxylation; regulation of translational termination. Gene Ontology annotation, molecular function: iron ion binding; L-ascorbic acid binding; peptidyl-proline dioxygenase activity.
GAUGGUGCAUUUAGUGUUUGGUAUGACGUCUUUACGUGUGCUAAGCCUAGAUUAUGGAAGGGUGUCUCUUCGCAAGAAUACCCGCGAUGAUGAUCUGGUCGCUCGCAUGCGCAGAAUCAGUAAUAUACAAAUACCAGACGACAUCUGGGAGCUGAGAGGGCCGGCCUAGACGUCCUCAGGCAAUUUCGGCGCUUGUGAGCAGCUGCUGCAUACGGUCGAUCAUGAGCCUAGCAUCCUCCGUCUCGUCUGGCCGAGACUGUUCUCCUCGCCCACAUAUACUUGUCGGCCGACCCUCGCCUUUCCGUCGACGCUCUACCCGCAUUUGGGCCCCUGCAUCGCGAGACCCAAACCCGCAAACGCGUCUCCUAGGGGAUCGUUUUCUUCCCAGAGCGUCUGCCCGGACUGACCUGCUAAAAUUCGAAGCCUCGGAGGCACACCCGCGCACUCGAUGACGCGCACCCACGCCCGCUCCCAGAGUCCCGCGCCCGGCGCAGAGGCCAGCGACGAGCCUGCGCUGCUCAAGCGCAUGAAGGUCAGCCAUAUCUCGGGCCCCGAGGACGUCGAGGGCCACUUUGCCGCUGAGCUGUUCGCCCACGGGAACAUCCACCGCCUGCACGCCGAGUACGAGCAGAGCGGCCCGUUCAAGCACGCCGUCGUCGACAAGCUCUUCCAGGACGACCUCCUCCAGCGCGUGAAGGACGAGGCGCUCGCCGAGCUCAGCUUCUCGGAGAAGGAGACGGAUAUUUACAAGGUGAAGCAGACGGGCGAUCUGGCCUCGCUCUCGUUCCUCACCGACGAGCAGCGCGCGCUCCUUCCCAACCUCCUAGCCCUCCGCGAUGCGCUGUACUCGGCCGAGUUCCGCGCAUUCCUCCGCGCGGUUACUGGCUGCGGACCGCUCUCGGGCAGCAAGCAGGACAUGUCGAUCGUCUCGUACGUGAAGUCCUGCCAUCUGCUCAACCACGACGACGUGAUUGGCACCCGGCGGGUGUCGUACAUCCUCUACAUGCCCCUCCCCAACUAUAUGGGCUGGCAGAAGGAAUGGGGCGGUGCGCUCGAACUGUACCCAACGAAGUCGGGACCCGACGGUGUUCCCGAGCCUGAGCCUGUCCCAAGCAAAAGCAUUCCCCCAAGCUGGAACCAGUUUGUCUUUUUCGAAGUGCAACCAGGGCAGAGCUUCCACUCUGUAGAGGAGGUCGUCGUCGGCGAGGGCGAGGACGGGCGACAGCGACUGAGUAUCAGUGGAUGGUUCCACGCUGCCCAGCAGGGCGAGGAGGGCUACCAGCCAGAAAACGCGCCCGAGCUUAAGAGCUCACGCGAGCAGCUUGUGAGGACAUCGUCAUCAACAGACUUCAAGUCAUAUACAAAUAUAGAAGACCCACCCUUGCCUGACGAGCCGCUCAGCGACGACGAUAAAUCAUUCCUCUCCCAGUUCCUGAAUCCCGUAUAUCUGCAGCCCCGGACGAUGAAGGGCCUUGCCUCGCGCUUCGUCGAGGAGUCCUCUCUCGAGCUGCACGAGCUUCUGUGCGCCCCGCUUGCAGCCAAACUCGGGGCAGGCCUUUGUGCCGUUGAUGCAGCGGACGGUGUCGGCCCACAGCGCGCGCCGCCCAUCCCUCCGCAUACUGCGGGCUCGGAAGGCGCGUGGACGAUCAAGGGCCCGCCACACAAGUGGCGGUACUGCACGUUGAAGGGCCAGCAGAGCAGCAGGACGGCCAGGACGGACCCGCGGUGGGCGGAGGAGUCGCCGGAUGAGAUCGUGCGCGCGCUGCAGGACGAGCUGUUCCCGAGCGCGCCCUUCCGCGCGUGGCUGGCGGUCGUCACACGCCUGCUGCCUCUGCGGUACGCGGUGGAGGCGCGCCGUUUCCGCCCGGGCUUGGACUAUACGCUCGCAACGGGCGAGACGAAGGAGACGAGGCUGGACGUGGUGCUUGGGCUGACGCCCCAAGUCGGCACGCCAGACGAGAGUCAGGAGAUGAUCGGCGAGGAGGAGGAGCUACAUGGGUGGCAGAGUGGUGAAUGGGGUGGCUGGGAGUGUUAUAUGGCCCCGCACGACGAGGAGGAUGAUCCGGCCGUAUACCGGUCUGGCUCGCACAAGUCCAAGUCGGGAACGCCAAACGGUGCUGCUGCGAACGGCCACGGCGCGAACAGGAACGGCACCAAUGCCAACGACCACACCAACGGAAACGGGCACACCCGUGCAAAUAGCCACGGUUCGGAUGCGAUGCAGGAAGAUGAGGAUGAAGAGGACGAGGACAAUGGCACACUGCUGACCGUACAGCCCGGCUUCAACCGCCUGCUACUCGUGUUGCGCGACGAAGGCGUGAUGCGCUUCGUUAAAUAUGUGUCUGCCGCGGCUCAAGGCUCGCGUUGGGACGUAUGCGGGGAGUUCGAGGUCGGAAUGGUUGAGACUGACGACUGA